AUGAAGCAAAUUCGUCGAUGGCAGAGGAUUCUGAUCCUCUCCUUGCUAUCGAUAUCUGUGUUCGCUCCGCUUAUUUUCGUCUCGAAUCGGCUUCAAAGCAUCACUCCCAUUGGUCGGAGAGAAUUUAUUGAAGAGCUAUCCAACAUUAGAUUCAGGACAAAUGACCUUAGACUUAGCGCUAUUGAACAUGAGGAUGGAGAAGGCUUGAAGGGGCCAAGGCUCAUUCUCUUCAAGGAUGGGGACUUUAACUCAUCUGAUGAAACUGAUGGUGUUACCCAGGCUAAUGAGAAAGACAAAACAAUUGAUUUCCUCGGAAUUGGUGGAAAUAAGCACAAAAGUAGGGAAGAACAAGUAAUAGUUUCACAGAAAACGACAUUAAGCGCUGAUGCAAAGGAUCAAUUUCUAACAGUUAACCAACUUGCUAAUAAAACGGAUUUCAAACCCCCUUUCUCGAAGGCUGAAAAGAUUACAAAGGUUCAACCUGUUAGAGCAACAGAUGUGAAGAUAAAGGAGAUCAGAGACAAAAUUAUACAAGCUAAAACCUACCUGACUUUUGCCCCACCAGGAAGUAACUCUCAGAUUGUGAAGGAGUUGAGAGCUCGAACAAGAGAGCUGGAACGGGCUGUUGGUGAUGCGACAAAAGAUAAAGAUUUGUCAAAGGGUGCUCUUCGCAGGGUGAAGCCGAUGGAAGCUGCAUUAUACAAGGCGAGUCGUGUCUUUAACAAUUGCCCUGCUAUUGCUACCAAACUUCGUGCCAUGAACUAUAACUCAGAAGAACAAGUUCAGGCGCAGAAAAAACAAGCAACAUAUCUAAUGCACCUUGCUGCAAGGACCACCCCAAAAGGGCUUCACUGUCUCUCAAUGCGGUUGACAUCAGAAUACUUUGCCCUGGAUCCUGAAAAAAGGCAGAUGCCUAACCAGCAAAAUUAUAAUGAUCCUAAUCUCUAUCAUUAUGUUGUAUUCUCUGACAAUGUUUUGGCGUCUGCAGUCGUUGUUAACUCUACGAUAUCUUCUUCAAAGGAACCGGAAAAAGUAGUAUUACACAUCGUGACUGAUUCACUUAAUUACCCGGCAAUCUCAGUGUGGUUUUUGCUAAACAUUCAAACCAGAGCUACAAUCCAAAUCCAAAACAUUGAUGAUAUGGAUGUCCUGCCCUCAGAUUAUGAUCAGGUGCUGAUGAAGCAAAACUCUAAUGACCCAAGAUUCAUUUCCACACUCAAUCAUGCACGCUUCUAUCUCCCAGAUAUAUUCCCGGGUUUGAACAAGAUGGUGCUCUUUGACCAUGAUGUAGUAGUUCAACGUGAUUUAAGUAGACUGUGGAGCAUUGAUAUGAAAGGGAAGGUGAUUGGAGCUGUAGAGACUUGUCGUGAAGGUGAACCUUCAUUCCAUUCAAUGAGCAGAUUUAUUGAUUUCUCAGACGCAUGGGUCGCUGGAAAAUUCAAUCCUAAAGCUUGCACGUGGGGAUUCGGGAUGAAUCUAGUUGAUCUUGAAGAAUGGAGAAGACAGAAGUUGACUUCUACAUACAUAAGAUACUUCAACUUGGGAACGAAGAGACCGUUGUGGAAAGCUGGAAGUUUACCGAUAGGUUGGUUGACUUUCUAUAGGCAAACAUUACCGUUGGACAAGAGAUGGCAUGUAAUGGGGUUAGGUCGCGAAUCAGUAGUCAAAAUGGUUGACAUUGAACAAGCCGCGGUUAUACACUACGAUGGGAUCAUGAAGCCGUGGUUGGACAUUGGGAUAGAGAAAUACAAACGUUACUGGAACAUACAUGUCCCUUACUAUCACUCCCACUUGCAACAGUGCAAUAUUCACGCUUGA
Arabis nemorensis is the source of this 1818-nucleotide messenger RNA. NCBI's taxonomy places the organism in Eukaryota, Viridiplantae, Streptophyta, Magnoliopsida, Brassicales, Brassicaceae. The record is from the annotation of a GenBank genome assembly.